AUGACAACUUACAGCGACCUGGAUCGAAUAGACCGUUUAAUCCUGCAUGAACUACAGUCAGAUGGCCGGCUCAGCAACGCGGGCCUGGCGGAGCGGGUCAAUCUGUCUGAGUCAGCCUGCUUGAGGCGUGUACGAGCGCUGGAGGACAGUGGUUUUAUACGCGGUUAUGUCGGCCUGGUGGACCAGUCCAGCGCCGGCUAUCCCGAUAAUGUAUUUGUGCGGAUUACACUGCUCAGCCAGCAGCAGGACGAUCUUGCAGCUUUCGAGGCCGAAGCGCGGGAAUUACCUGAAGUGAUGGAGUGCUACCUGAUGAGUGGCGAUGCCGACUAUCUGCUGCGGGUUGUGGUGGCUGAUGCACGCGACUACGAGCGCGUGCACAGCCAGCAUCUGACCCGGCUACCCGGUGUAGACCGGGUUCAUUCCAGCUUCGCUUUGCGCACCGUCACCAAAAAGACCGAGCUACCAAUCCGUUCAGCAGAGGCCGCAAAGCGUAAGUAA
Symbiodinium necroappetens is the source of this 498-nucleotide messenger RNA. Lineage: Eukaryota; Dinophyceae; Suessiales; Symbiodiniaceae. The record is from the annotation of a GenBank genome assembly.